AUGGAACCCAUCAAAGUCCAAUCUGAGGGCGGGCUUAAUGUCACCCUGACCAUCAGACUGCUGAUGCACGGCAAGGAGGUUGGGAGCAUAAUUGGCAAGAAAGGGGAAACGGUAAAGAAAAUGCGUGAAGAGAGCACUGCUCGCAUUAACAUCUCAGAGGGAAACUGUCCUGAGAGAAUCGUCACCAUCACUGGGCCAACUGACGCCAUCUUCAAGGCUUUCGCCAUGAUCGCUUACAAGUUUGAAGAGGACAUUGUCAACUCCAUGAGUAAUAGCCAGGCCACCAGCAAACCUCCAGUGACUCUGCGUCUGGUGGUCCCGGCCAGCCAGUGUGGCUCUCUGAUCGGAAAGGGAGGUUCCAAGAUCAAAGAGAUGAGAGAGUCUACAGGAGCCCAGGUGCAGGUGGCGGGGGACAUGCUUCCCAACUCCACCGAGAGAGCCGUGACCAUCUCGGGCGCCCCGGACGCCAUCAUUCAGUGUGUCAAACAGAUCUGUGUGGUCAUGCUGGAGUCACCUCCCAAGGGUGCCACCAUUCCGUACCGGCCCAAGCCCGCCUCGGCUCCCGUGAUCUUCUCCGGCGCCCCGGUGCGGGCCGACCCUCUGGCCGCCUCCUCCACCGCCAACCUCAGUCUGCUGCUCCAGCAUCCUCCUCUGCCCACCUACACAAUUCAGGGCCAGUAUGCCAUCCCACACCCAGAUUUGACCAAGCUCCACCAGUUGGCUAUGCAGCAAACCCCCUUUACCUCCCUCGGACAGACCACCCCUGCUUUCCCUGGUGUGGAUGCCAGUUCACAGGCCAGUACUCAUGAGCUCACCAUUCCAAAUGAUUUAAUAGGCUGUAUCAUCGGGCGCCAGGGAACCAAAAUCAACGAAAUCCGCCAGAUGUCUGGGGCUCAGAUUAAAAUUGCUAACGCCAUGGAAGGUUCGUCAGAACGUCAGAUUACCAUCACGGGCACCCCUGCCAACAUAAGCCUGGCACAGUACCUCAUCAAUGCCAGGUUCCGAGAUGUGGCAGCCAUGUGGACUGACCCCUCCACCAUGACGACCUCCUGA
Messenger RNA from Chanos chanos (milkfish), 1053 nucleotides. Its product is annotated as poly(rC)-binding protein 3. Lineage: Eukaryota; Metazoa; Chordata; Actinopteri; Gonorynchiformes; Chanidae. Gene Ontology annotation, molecular function: RNA binding. The transcript has 12 exons. The record is from RefSeq and is a predicted model, not a curated record. The coding region runs from base 1 to 1053 and encodes 350 amino acids.